UCCAUUUUUAAUUACUUUACUAAGACCAGUUGUUUGAAACAGAGCUUCCUGAAUAGUCUGACUUAAAUUACCGAAAAUGAAGUUGUACGGCUACUGUAUCGUCAUAUUGUGUUUGGCCCGACUAGACAUUGUGCAGUGUGCGAAAAUAUUGGGAUUCUUUGCAUCUAUGAGCCAGUCACAUUUCAUUGUUGAAGAGCCCGUGAUGAGAGAGCUGGCGAAACGAGGUCAUGAGGUAACAGUGGUCACAGCAUUUAAACAAUCGGGAGAGCCUUUGAAAAACUACCGAUACAUCGACAUACCGGAUUUUAUCAAUCGACCGGAAUUAGAACUUUUCCGGACUUCAGCAACCACUGGCAAAGGAAUGGGCUUCGUGCAAGGAUAUAAAAUGAUGAAACCGUUAUUGCGAUUAUCGCUAGACCUAAUGAAUCACGACAAAUUUCUGCCGUUAAAAAACGAGACAUUCGAUUUAUUAGUCGUCGGUUGGUUUAUGAAUGAGUAUACACUUGGACUAUCUGGUCACUUUAAAUGUCCAUCCGUUAUCAUUUCACCGAAUGUCAACUUUUAUAAUAUGCGAAAGUUGGCUGGAAAUCCCAGUAGUAUCUCAACGAUUCCAGGGAUAUUCGUAGACUACGCUACUCCAAUGACAUUCUUCCAACGAGUCAAAAAUAUUGGAUUUUACUUUCUGGAAUAUGCCAUUAUGGAGGGAAUGAACCAACUCUUCAUGAAACCAUUGUAUUCGGAAGGAUUUCCUCCCAGUGAAUAUCCCUCUUAUGAUGAGGUUCUGAAAAAUGUUUCGUUGGUACUGGUGACUCAACACUUCAGUGGAAGAACUCCAGAACCUUUACUACCCAAUGUGAUAGAAGUGGAAGGUAUGCAUGUGAAGAAGGAACCGAGCCCAUUGCCAGAGGAUAUCAAAGAAUUUCUGGAUGGUGCUACUGACGGUGUCAUCUUCUUCAGUCUCGGUUCAAAUGCCAGAAGUUCUGAUUUGUCUGAGGAGAGAAUUGCAAUUUUUGUAAACAAGUUCCGCGGUCUGAAACAGAGAGUACUAUGGAAAUUCGAAGCAGACCUGCCAAACCUACCAGACAAUGUCAAAAUUGGAAAGUGGCUACCGCAAGACGACAUUUUAGCACAUCCAAAUAUGAAACUUUUCAUCUCACAUUGUGGAAAGGGUGGCAUUACCGAAGCCAAAUACCAUGGUGUUCCGAUAUUAGGUAUUCCUCUUUUCGGAGAUCAACCGGGUAAUGCCGAUCAUAUUGCUGAAGAAGGCUGGGCAGUACUGCUUCCAUUUGCUGAUUUAAGUGAGAGUACGUUUCCAGCAGUUUUGGACGAGGCUCUAAAUAAUCCGACGUAUGGAAAUGUUGUAAAGAAAUUAUCAAAUUUAAACCGAGAUCGCCCCGAGCAUCCUCUGGAUAAGGCUGCGUUUUGGAUCGAAUAUGUGAUUCGUCAUAAUGGCGCUAAGCAUAUGCAGAGUCCUGCAGUUCAUUUGAAUGUUCUACAGUUCUAUAUGGUAGAUACAAUUAGUUUUAUACUCGUGGCGCUCUAUGUUUCGAUUAGGUUGAUUAAAUUUUUAUUCAAAGUGAUUCUAAGGAAAGUGUUUAGAAGGGGACAUGAGAAGAGUAAGAAAGAGUAAAAUUGCUGUGGUGUUAAGUUACGAUAAUUGUAAAUAAGUAGCUAAGAAACGUUUCUGUUAUAGGUCUUUCAAAUCAUUGCCAAAGAAAUGGAAUGUGUGAGUGAAGUAUCGCAUUUACUGUUGGAAUGGAAAACGAAAUAAAAGAAUUGUUCCGUUCCGUAAUAGAA
This is a messenger RNA of Bradysia coprophila, 1797 nucleotides long. Its product is annotated as UDP-glucosyltransferase 2-like. Gene Ontology annotation, molecular function: UDP-glycosyltransferase activity. The record is from RefSeq and is a predicted model, not a curated record. Lineage: Eukaryota; Metazoa; Arthropoda; Insecta; Diptera; Sciaridae.